Messenger RNA from Diachasmimorpha longicaudata, 2942 nucleotides. RefSeq lists its product as uncharacterized. The record is from RefSeq and is a predicted model, not a curated record. Gene Ontology annotation, cellular component: extracellular region. Gene Ontology annotation, molecular function: growth factor activity; heparin binding. The transcript has 5 exons. Bases 266 to 772 code for a protein of 168 amino acids. Gene Ontology annotation, biological process: mesoderm morphogenesis. NCBI's taxonomy places the organism in Eukaryota, Metazoa, Arthropoda, Insecta, Hymenoptera, Braconidae.
GGCGCAGUCGCUGUACGAGAGUUGCACCGGAGAAUAUAAAAAAAAGGGGAAAAACAAGUAGUAGGAGAGAUAAAAAAAAUAUAGCAGAGAGAAAAUAUAGAAAACCUCUACCACCCGUCGCGGUAUCAACUCGGUAUCAUCCAAACCAAAGAGAUCGUGCAUCGACGCUGCCCCUGGACCAGGGAAAUAACCAGAGGAAAACUUGAUAAUUAUUUCUGAAGCUGUGGUUGUGGGGAUCAUCGGGAAGUAAAUAACUUGGAAGAAAAUGAAGCUCUGGUGGAGUCUGAUAUUUGUUGUUGGAGUUGCCCUGUCCAUGACAGCAAUUAUACGAGCUGAAUCGGAUCUCUGGGAAGAGGAUGACAAGGAGGUACUCGUACGUACUAUUCGGGGUACCAAAGCGCGCACAUCCGGAGACAGUAAUGCUGCACUCUGCAGAUAUGUUAAGGGUCAAUGGUCUGAGUGUGAUCCGAAGACAAAUAUGAGAUCGCGUACACUCAAUUUGAAGAAAGGGGACAAUAAAACCUGUGAACUGACCAAGACUAUUCAGAAGAAAUGCAAGAAAGGCGUGGCGGCAAGCACAGCAUGCAGAUAUGAAAAAGGCACAUUUAGCAAUUGUGUGAACCAAUUGGUGACACGAGUUGACACUCUGAAGCCAAAUAGCGAUUCAUCGUGCGAGCCGACGCGUCGCAUCACAAAGAGAUGUAAACCGGAGACAAACACAAAAAAAUCGGCGAAAGGUGAGCGAGGAAACAAGAAGAGUGCAAAGCAGUAAAGCGUAAAUCAACAAUAAAAUAAGCACCUCCUUGGCAAUUGAACGUUCAAUACAAACGGAUCCUUGUCUCCUGGGUGCAAAAAAAAGAAUGAUAACUUGAACAUUAAAAAAAAUCAGUUAAUUUUCCGACGAUGAAGUAAAAAAAACUAUUCAAUAAAAUAUAAUUCAGCGUCCGUGUGAUUGUACAAUAAAUUCAUAUAUUAUUGUUUUAACUGGAGCAAUAAAAGAAAAUCAAUGAGAACUUGUGAACUGAGUCACAAAUUUCUUUGAAGGCUUCGACAAGUUUCUUUUUAAAAAUGCUAAAGACGUUGCUUCCAGAUUUUUCCCCUCGGCUAAUCAAUUUUUCGCAAUUGUUGGUCGUUCGCAAGAUGUUAAACACUUUACGAUGAUAAUAAGAUGUUUAAAUUUAAUCACUUCAAAGAGCAGAAUAAAAUGGUGAAGAAUAAAAUUGUCUAAAUCUGUGUAAAUCUCUUGAAAUUAAACGAAAAUGAAAAAAAAAAUAAUAAUAACAGUAUGUACUCGUAAUCGUUCGUUGUUUGAAAAGUAUUAGAAGAAACACUAGUAAGAACCAGGCGAAUUACAACGAUUUCAACCACGACGAGUCCAUUUUUAUCUAUUAAAUAAAUAAUCGUAAUGAAUAAUGAAUAUGUGUGAGGGACUCGUCGACUGUUAAGUUACACUUGACUAUGAAUUUUCACUAUUUAUAAAUUCCGUGAAGUAUUUACAGCAAUCGUGGGAAGACAUCUCCCACGAUGCAUCAGGCAUGAGCACGAAAAUCAAACAAGAAAAUUAAAAAGAGGAAAUAAUAAUCAAUAUUUCAUCAAAAUCUUAAAAUUGGAUUCAUCCAAUUUUUGAUUAUAAAAUAGUUGGACCUUAAAAUCAAAUAUUUACACAUUCUCCCAGUAAAUUAUUCCCCAAAUUCAGAAAAUUGUACGCUAGGAUCCGUUGGACUUGAAGAUACAAAAAUACGAAAAAUCAAAGGAAUGAUAAAACAAGAUCAAUGAAAUCAAAAGACAAGAUAAUAGAUCAUUUUCUGGCGCGUACUCCGAGCCAUUUACACCGCUCGGUAUCAUAUACACCAUAUCAUCGUAAGAUAAAUAAUGAUAAAUAAAAAAUAUUUAGGGCUAUCGGUUUAGAACAUGAAGUAAAAUAAGAUAGAAUUUAUCUAUUCAGUGGAGCCCUUAUCCCUCUCCUCAAUGAUCGGUUGAAACCUUCUAAAGUUGGAUACAUAUCGCUGAUCCCAUAGAGAGCCCAACAAUCGAUAAACCCAAAAAAUCCACAAAAAUAUUGACUAUUAAUACAGAAAUAAAUUCUUGAUGUUGAAAACUUGCAUUGUAACAUAGCAAAAAUAGAGAACAAAAAAAUACACUUACGCUAAAUGGCUAGCUCUUCAUUUUAAUACACUUCGUUCUCGAAUAAGUAGUGAAAAAGAUAUAAAUAGAGGACCCAUAGUAAUUUUCUUGCAACUUUUUGAUUAACCCAAUUAUUGGGGGGAAAAAUAAAUUGCCAGCAAAAAUUUUAGAAUUGUUAGAUAUGUAUUUCCAUUACAUUCUAUCUUUCCCGUACUCUCAAUAUUAAUAAUCGUCAGUAAUUCAAAUUUUCACGUGUAAACUUUUAUAAUCAACUGAAAGUGUCAUGAAAAAGGUAAUAAUUGAAAUUAAAGGCCGAAAAGUUGAGUUCUCUUUCAACUAAUAACUAAUAAGUAACUUUCAUGAAGAUAGAAAUUUCCAAAUUUUCGGUCUGACAUUCUCAUACGGUAAUGGUGCUCUGCAUUAAAUUUUAAAAACCGAGGUAGUUAAUUUGGUAGAGAGGGUGAUACAUUAAUGGUGAAGUUCAAUGCACAAUCAUUAACCGGAAUUAUCGGCAAUUGGGGAUUGCUGUGUGGAAUGAAAGGGCAAUGCACACUACUAUGAGAAUUGUAAUACUUGAAUAUUGAUUAGCUGUUUAAUUUGGGAGUUUUUUAAUUCUCUAAAUGUCUGCGAGUAUGAAAAACGACAAAUCUAAUUUAUGUUAUCAUGGCAAAGGACUGAAGUUAUGGUUCAAAAAAUUCAUCAGGCAUUUAUUAUUAUUAUGAAUUAACAACUGGAAUAAGAAAAGUGUAAUCAAGAGAAAUACACAUGUAACGAAAUAAACAAAAAUGCAAUGUCAAUAAAAUUAAAAUUAAUAUAAA